CCCCACCCAUUUUCUUCAAGCUAAGAGCCAAAUAUAUGCUGAGAUUUUGAAGUGAAAAUACUCUCCCAAAGUUUAUUCAAGCACCCACCAUAUUUACUUCAUCUUUAAAACCUUCGAUUCUUCAUAUACUUCGUUAUAUACACAAGGUUUUAAACCCCGAGGCUUCGUUCCAACCAACCUAGCCAAAUCUCGCUUAGCUCAUUUUCAUACCACUCUUUUUGUCCUCCCGAAGGGCUCUCCAAAGUUCGUGUGCAAAGCCAAAAUCCGGUCGAACCUCCGACGAAUUUUUCCGGCGAACUUUUUGUAAGUGGUUAUUUUAGCUUCGUUUUACUCGUGUCUUAACCGACCAUUUUCGACAAAGGGCUUUUGAACAAAAAUAUUCUCUUCAUCUUUAAAGCUCUCUUUGUUUACAAAACACACGAGUUAGCCACUCGUUAUAUAUUUGUGCGUGUGUUUUGUCCCGGAACCUAACUCGUAUCCUUUGAGAUUUCCUCACCAAACUUUGGAGGGAUCUUUGCCUUGGCACGGAAAGCCGGAUAUAAGGCCAAAGUGAGGUGAAGUGAAGUGAGGUGAUCUUCGUUCUAAGACCCAAGUCCUUGACGUAUUGACGGGGAGUUAAUAGUCAUUGCACCGUGAAGAAGAGGAAAGACCCGAGAUCUAAUACCUAAGACCCGAGACCGGCAAAAGGUGUAGAAGUACAAAGACUACACAAGGCUCUACAUCGACUUUGAGGAAGUAACGGGGAGUUACGUUCCGAGACAAGCUUUGUAGGUGUUUUUACAUUUAUAGUGAGGAGGUAACGGGAAGUUACGCUCCAAGAUAUAUAUUUGUAAAGGCUUCUCCGCCUACUUUAAAGGAGUAUCUUUUUAGUAGAGAAAAUCUCGAGUCCGGGGAGGAGCUCGGGGACUGGACUAGGGGUGAGUGGACUCCAUCGGUUGAGUUAGCCACCGCGAACCAGGAUAAAAUCCCUCGUGUGGUAUUUUUCUUUCUUUGCUUUUUGCUUCCGCAUUUACAACUGCCAUUACUCUAGAUACAAGCUUUUAAAAAGGGGAUAAACUUUUUAAAACGCCAUAAAGUUUUUAAACUGGUGAUUAAGCUAUUCAACCCCCCCUUCUAGCUUAAUUAUCCUUAUAUACGGACCUAACAAAUAUAUAGUGUCAAGUUGUCUUUCUUUCUUAUAUCGCUAACUUAUCGAUGUGGUAAUCAUUGAGAUGCACAAUCUCAAUGAUUACCACAUCGAUAACUUAUUCGGAAAUCUUCGUGCUUACGAAGAAGAUAAUGUUCCGGAUAUUGUCGUUCCUAAAGUGGAAGACAAAAAGAAAAAUAUGGCUUUGAAGUCCAUAUUAAUCGAUGAGGAUGAUAACGACGAGGAGUUGAAUGAAGAACUCCAAAAUCUCGACGAAAGCGAGAUCGCUCUCUUAACGAGACAACUUCGUCGUGUACUUCAAAGUAAAGCUCAAAGGUAUGGAAAAGGCUUCCUUAAAUCGAAUAAUCAACAAAGAGUUUUUAACUCUAAUGGAAGGCCUAAUUACUCUCCAAACUAUACUCCAAAUUAUAAGAGUAAUUAUCCUACUACGGGCUAUAACAAAGGCAAAGUCAAUCAAAGCCCUAAUGCUUAUAAUCAUGCCAACAACAACCAUACUUACACUCCUCCUAAACCAAAAGAACAAAAUCCGGAGGAAGCACAAGAUGUGUGUUUCGAGUGUAAGCAACCCGGUCACUUUAAACGGGAAUGUCCUAAACUUUCUAAAGGAAGGAUUCUCGUGGCCGAAAAUGGUUGGGAUUUAAGUGAAGAUGAAGAGAUCUCGGAAACUAAUGAAGAAGUGGUCAACUUGUGCUUGAUGGCUCUCGAGGAUGAUUCUUCGUCAUCGGAUGUCUCCACUUCAAAUGAUGAGGUUAGUUCUCGAUCUAAAGUUUUACAUAACUUACAUCUCUUUAGUGAAUCUUCGUUGCAUUUAUUGGAUUUGAGUAAAAGUGAUUUGAUUGAUUUGGUGGUUGAAAUGAAUAAAAUAAGUAGUAGUGCUAAUCAACGUACUCUCUCACUAUGGUCCGAGAAGGAAAACAUUGAAAAGUUGAAUAAAACUCAAGAAGAAGAGUUAUCUCGGAUUAAGGAUUUAAAUCUUAAAAAUGAGGAAGAAAUCUCAUCUCUUUGUGAACAAAAUGAUAUCUUGAAAAAUGAGCAUAAUAAGAGUAAAGAUAUUAUUAUGAGAUUGGAAGUUGAAAAUGUUUCCUUAGUUCUACAAACCGAGGAAUUAGAAAAUGAGAAGCUACAAUUAAAUGGAGAUAAUACUAAGCUUCAUAUUGACUUGUUAAAUUUGAAAAUCCAAAAUGAGUCAUUAACUCAAGAAAAAUCAACUUCGGUUUCUCAAAAAGAUAAUCUUGAAUUAGUUCAUACCUUGAAAGAAAAAGACAAGAUAUUUGAGUUAGAAACUCAAAAGUUGAAGGAUGAACACUCCAAGAUUUUAGCUCAUGUUUUAGAUCAAGAAAGGAUUCUUAAUGAUAAAUUAAAUAUCUUGAUUAAGGAAAAUGAAAAUCUUGAAGUUGUAGUUCAAAGGUUCACUAAGGGAAAUAAGAUGUUAGAUAGAAUGGUACAUUCUAAGACAUCAUAUAAUCAUGAAGGAUUAGGAUAUGAUAAAAAUGCUCAAACUAAAAAGUUUGUACAUGAUAAGAAACAAACUACCUUUGUUCCCGCCUCACCUAGAUAUAAAUGUUCAUAUUGCAAUAAAGAUGGACAUACGGUUGAAUAUUGUAGAAUCAAGAAUGGUGAGAUUAAGGGGAAGUAUGUAUGGGUUCGUAAAGGAACAAAACCAUAUCAUAAGGUUGAUCAAAACGUGAGAAAGAAAAACGUUGAUAACACUCAAAGACAACCACGGUUUAGUUAUGUUCAACAACCUAUUUCGUAUCAACAUAGAAACACAAGGUAUAACUCAAAUGGACAAACUUCUAGAAGUCGUUCUAUUCCUAGUCAACAUUUCUAUCCACGAAAUACCAUGUAUUAUCCAAAUGAUAGAAAUAACAUGUAUCAAGGUGUAAACUUACAAAGAAACAAUCCUUUAAGAAACACAAGAUACUAUGACUAUUCUAGGAAUGUUGCAUCUAGAAACUCCUAUGUGCCUAAUCAUGAUUAUGCUAUGCCUAGUUUCUAUCAUGCGAACUCGAAUGCUUAUAAUGAUACGCUAACCCUAGGACCCUUAAGACGAAAGGGUACCUAUAAAUUUAAUUGAUUUGUUUUGUAGGUGUGCCUUGUUACUAAGCAUGAUAUGUGGUACCUUGAUAGUGGUUGUUCGAGACAUAUGACCGGUAAUAAGUCUCUCUUGAAUGGCAUUAGAAAGGUUGCCGCUGGAAGUGUCACGUUUGGAGAUAGUAGCAAGGGUAGUAUCAUUGGUAUUGGAGAUAUUGGUAAUGAACAUUUCAAGAUUGCUAAUGUACAACUAGUUACGGGACUUAAGUAUAAUCUUCUCUCCAUUAGUCAACUUUGUGAUAAUGGAUAUAAGGUAAUUUUCUAUCCUACUCAUUGUUCUAUUUUAAAUAAGGAUGGAAAAUUGAUGCUUACUUGUCCUCGUAGCAAAAAUGUGUACACUUGUGAUAUUAGCAAACAUUCUAAUGUAUGUCUAUUUUCUACUCUUGAUGAUCCAUGGUUGUGGCAUCGUAGAUUAGGACAUGCGAACAUGAAAUUAAUUAAAAGUAUUUCAACAAAUCAUCAUGUUAGGGGUAUACCUAAGUUAAACUUUAAAAAGGAUCAUAUUUGUGAAGCUUGUGAAAUAGGAAAGCAAAUUCGAGCAUCUCACAAAGCUAAGUUUAUGGUAUCUACCUCUAGACCUCUUGAACUAUUACAUAUGGAUUUAAUUGGACCGGUUCCGGUACAAAGUCUUGGAGGUUGUUCAUAUACCUUGGUCAUUGUUUAUGAUUUUUCACGAUAUACGUGGACAUAAUUUCUCAAAGCUAAAAGCGAUGCUUUUGAAUCAUUCUCUUCUUUAUGCAAAAAGAUUCAAAAUCAACAAAAUAAUACCAUUGUCUAUAUAAGGACUGACCAUGGUAAGGAAUUUGAGAAUUCUAGUUUUACUACGUUUUGUGAGUCAAAUGGAAUCACACAUAACUUUUCUGCACCUUAUACUCCUCAAUCUAAUGGAGUUGUAGAAAGGAAAAAUAGGACUUUACAAGAAAUGGCAAGUACUAUGCUUAAUGAAUAUCGUCGUCCUAAAUAUUUUUGGGCCGAAGCUAUGUCUACCGCGUGUCAUAUCUUAAAUCGAGUAUUAUUACGUCCUAUGACUCAAAAGACUCCCUAUGAAUUGUAUUA
Messenger RNA from Daucus carota subsp. sativus, 4297 nucleotides. RefSeq lists its product as uncharacterized. The record is from RefSeq and is a predicted model, not a curated record. The transcript is spliced from 2 exons. Gene Ontology annotation, molecular function: nucleic acid binding; zinc ion binding. Lineage: Eukaryota; Viridiplantae; Streptophyta; Magnoliopsida; Apiales; Apiaceae. The coding region runs from base 1212 to 3224 and encodes 670 amino acids.